This is a messenger RNA of Betta splendens (Siamese fighting fish), 1865 nucleotides long. RefSeq names its product tubulin beta-4B chain-like. The record is from RefSeq and is a predicted model, not a curated record. Gene Ontology annotation, biological process: microtubule cytoskeleton organization; mitotic cell cycle. Gene Ontology annotation, molecular function: GTPase activity; GTP binding; structural constituent of cytoskeleton. Gene Ontology annotation, cellular component: microtubule; cytoplasm. The transcript has 5 exons. NCBI's taxonomy places the organism in Eukaryota, Metazoa, Chordata, Actinopteri, Anabantiformes, Osphronemidae. The coding region runs from base 198 to 1532 and encodes 444 amino acids.
CGCAGCCGCAGACGUGGGGAGACGGCGAGACAGCUUAGAGCGUAGCCACUGCUCCUCCGCCAUUCAGCCCAACUGCCACCCGAGUCGGACCGGACAGGAGCGAUUUACCAGCAGAACCGGAGCCCGUCUUCGCCCUCGUCACCUUCCUCUGCAUCAGCAGCAGCUAUCCGCCACACUCCCCACACCGCAGCGACAACAUGCGUGAGAUAGUGCACCUUCAGGCCGGCCAGUGCGGGAACCAGAUUGGAGCGAAGUUCUGGGAGGUGAUCAGCGAUGAGCAUGGCAUUGACCCAACAGGAACCUACCAUGGAGACAGCGACCUGCAGCUGGACAGAAUCAAUGUUUACUAUAACGAGGCUUCAGGUGGAAAGUAUGUGCCUAGGGCCAUCCUAGUGGAUCUGGAGCCAGGCACUAUGGACUCUGUCCGAUCCGGCCCAUUCGGACAGAUCUUUAGACCUGACAACUUUGUCUUUGGCCAGAGUGGAGCAGGCAACAACUGGGCCAAGGGCCACUACACAGAGGGAGCUGAGCUGGUGGACUCAGUCCUGGAUGUAGUGAGGAAAGAGGCAGAGAGCUGCGAUUGCCUGCAGGGCUUCCAGCUCACACACUCUCUGGGUGGUGGAACUGGCUCUGGCAUGGGAACACUCCUCAUCAGCAAGAUUCGUGAAGAGUACCCAGAUCGUAUCAUGAACACUUUCAGUGUGGUGCCCUCUCCUAAGGUGUCCGACACAGUGGUGGAGCCCUACAACGCCACCCUGUCUGUCCACCAGCUGGUUGAGAACACAGACGAGACCUACUGCAUCGACAACGAAGCCCUGUAUGACAUCUGCUUCCGCACGCUCAAACUCACCACGCCCACUUACGGAGACCUCAACCACCUUGUCUCUGCCACCAUGAGUGGGGUAACCACUUGCCUGCGUUUUCCCGGCCAGCUAAACGCUGACCUUCGCAAGCUGGCUGUUAACAUGGUGCCGUUCCCCCGUCUGCACUUCUUCAUGCCCGGUUUUGCCCCCCUCACCAGCAGGGGCAGCCAGCAGUACAGAGCCCUGUCAGUGCCCGAACUCACUCAGCAAAUGUUUGACGCCAAGAACAUGAUGGCGGCCUGCGACCCGCGCCACGGCCGCUACCUUACUGUGGCCGCUGUGUUCCGAGGGCGCAUGUCCAUGAAGGAGGUGGACGAGCAAAUGUUGAAUGUGCAGAAUAAGAACAGCAGCUACUUCGUUGAGUGGAUCCCCAACAAUGUGAAGACGGCCGUGUGCGACAUUCCUCCUCGUGGCCUCAAAAUGGCUGCAACCUUCAUCGGCAACAGCACAGCCAUCCAGGAGCUCUUCAAGCGUAUCUCUGAGCAGUUCACUGCUAUGUUCCGCCGCAAGGCCUUCCUCCACUGGUACACUGGGGAAGGCAUGGAUGAAAUGGAGUUCACUGAGGCAGAGAGCAACAUGAACGACUUGGUGUCUGAGUACCAGCAGUAUCAAGAUGCCACCGCUGAAGAGGGAGAGUUUGAGGAGGAGGGAGAGGAGGAGGUGGCCUAAGGCUGAAAUCCCUUUCUUUCUGUCCAACCAUCCAUCCACUUUCUACCUACUCUGAUCUCGGCUGUCUCAUGCCUCUGCCUCUCCUCCUUUUUUCUGUUCACACACUCCUUAAUUUCACCCAGAGUAGGAUUCACAGCACUAAACUGACUCACAUGUCAAUGUUCAUGUUCUGUAGCGGUAGCUAACACAAGUGUGCUUGUGGUAUUUUGUCAGUAGCUUUAUGUUAAUGGUCAAACAUUUCCAUACCCAAGUGUUCAGUAUAACUGUUUAACAAAUGAAGAUUUGAACUUGUGUCUAAUUUGGCAUUGGUUAAAUAAAGUUGUUGGCAAAGUA